Messenger RNA from Talaromyces marneffei, 2469 nucleotides. RefSeq lists its product as uncharacterized. The record is from RefSeq and is a predicted model, not a curated record. Gene Ontology annotation, cellular component: cytoplasm. NCBI's taxonomy places the organism in Eukaryota, Fungi, Ascomycota, Eurotiomycetes, Eurotiales, Trichocomaceae. The coding region runs from base 1 to 2469 and encodes 822 amino acids. The transcript is spliced from 2 exons.
AUGGGAAAUUCACAGACAAAGGAGGCGCGGUCUCCUUUGUCGGCGUCACACAGAAACCGCUCAUUAUCCGAUCAGAGCCGCUCCCCAUAUCACGCUUCUCGAUCACACCGCUCCAGUCGACAUGACCUUUCGUUUCUCGGCAUUGGGAGCGGAUCGGGCGACCGAGAGGCCAUUGUUCAUGAAACACGACGAGAAACAAAACAAGAUCGAGAAGCACGACGCCAGGAAAAGGAACGAGCCGCCCGACUGAAGGAAAGAGAGCGGAGUAUGAAGGAGGAGCAUGUCGAUGGUGGAUAUUUGGUCACUCAAGGUGUCUACGUUGGGACAGAAGACUUUAACAAGGAUGUAGUUCGUCAGCUCAUGAUUGAGAGACGUCUAGCGCCUUUCUGGCGUGGACUGAAUGAUUUCUCAGAGUCCUGGACUGAACACCAGCUGAUGGCUGCAGCCCGAGGACUGCCUAUUCCUCCACCAGAUGAGAUACCGCCUGAAUUACAAUUUACACCACCCUCAAAAAACACAGAAGAUGGUGGUCCAUCUUCAGGGAAAGGCGCACAAUUUUUAACCGUUCCAUCAGCAUCCGGAAGACCACUAUCUGCGCAUUCAGAGACUGCAAGCUUGCCAGCGCUGAGCCCGGCCCAGUCAUUACCAUCGCCUACAUCACCGAUCGCGUCUGGCACAUCCACCUCGCCACUUUUCCGAAGUCGCGCAAAGACUUUGGCUGCUUUGACAGGCAGCAAGAAUAUCCAACCUGUAGAGGUCGGCCCACGCGAGAUUAUGCUAUCGCACGAUCCGUUCGUGAACGGCCAACCUCUGGAAGCCUAUCUUUACAAAGAUGCUAGCGAAUGCCCGAUUUGCUUCCUUUACUAUCCGCCAUACCUCAAUCAUACCAGAUGUUGCGAUCAACCAAUCUGCUCAGAAUGUUUCGUGCAGAUCAAGCGACCGGACCCGCAUCCUCCAGAGCAUGGAGAGCCACAGGAUCAGAACGCCAACGCGGAAAAUGGGUCGAGCGAAGAGCGCAGUGGUUCGAAUCAAGAAAGCCAACUUGUAUCUGAGCCUUCUGCAUGUCCCUUUUGCGUACAGCCCGAGUUUGGAGUCACUUAUGCUCCCCCACCAUUCCGACGUGGUUUGGCCUAUGCGGGCUCUAAUGCACUAGCAGUAGCCUCAGCGACCUCUCCACUAUCAUCAAGCUCCUCCCUUGGUUCUAUGGCUUCGCCGCCAGUCACAGGACGUCGUAGAGCGACAUCCCUUUCUGCUAGCGACCCGACUGUGAUUACGACCGACAAAGUCCGACCGGAUUGGGCGCAAAAGUUAGCAAAUGCAAGAGCACAUGCAGCUCGUCGAUCAGCAGCGGCUACUGCUCUCCAUACUGCCGCAUACUUGAUGAAUGCACCAGGCUCUGAGUCACGAAGCUUUGGACGUCGUGGUGUUCUAGGACGAGCUAGAGGAACUAGCUCUGGCACUCAGACCCCGUCAAGUCGACCUACCGGCUCGACAGCUCUCCAUGCACUUGCAUUUCUUUCAGAACGGCGAGCUGCUACCGGUGAACAGCAAUCAAACUCAACUGCCACUACCGGAAGCGCGGAAGGCGGCGGAUUAGCACCUCCUCGGGACAGCUCCAGACGCAGUCGGAUUGAUGACUUAGAAGAGAUGAUGAUGAUGGAAGCGAUUCGAAUGAGUCUGGCAAGUGAGGAGGAACGGAGGCGAAAGGAAGAGAAAGAAAUGCGCAAGGAAGCCAAGAAGAAAGAGAAAGAAGCAAAGAAAACGGAGAAGACCAUGCGGAAGAAUGCUACUUAUAGCAACAGCCAGGCGAGUCUAACACUUCGUAGCAGUGGAACCUCGAGUCGAGCGGAUAGUAGUUCGUCAUCGAUUACCGGGGAAACCCCGACAAACUUAGAUAAAGGGAAGAAAGUUGACCGUACAGCCUCGGCCCCUACGGUGGCCGCAUUGAAUGAUGCGGAAGCAGCAGAUGCUGGUGCGACGUCAACUUCUACCGGACAGACUAUUAGUCGCAAUGACUCGGACUCAUUUACACAACCCUCCCCUACUGAGCCGUCGCGGCGUUCCCAUCUAAGACACAUGUCUACCGCUUCAUCGACCUCAUCCUCAUUCGAAACGGGAACAGCCGAACAACCAGAUACAGGUGCAGGAUCAUCCAACCCGGCACUAGAGCCAAUGUUCAACUUUCGAAGUCUCGCAGCUGUGAUUGGUGAUGAGGAAAAGUCUAAUGGCGUUGCAGAGCAUGCAGAACACGUCGAGGACACUGCCCAACAGCAGUCCUCUACCACGGCGACCACUAUUCCCACAAUCUCAAAAACACCGCCAUUAGAGGAUGCAACUCAUCAACAGAACACUACGACGCCGCCGGUCGAUACCCACUCUCCUUUACCUCCACAAGACUCCGUGCAUAGCAUCGUUCCUAAGGAACUCAACACUCAUUCAGUAGAAGUUUCGCGAGAGACGACCGUCUGA